Molecule: messenger RNA, 1116 nt
Organism: Sodiomyces alkalinus F11
Lineage: Eukaryota; Fungi; Ascomycota; Sordariomycetes; Glomerellales; Plectosphaerellaceae
Exons: 7
Coding region: 1-1116 (371 amino acids)
Source: RefSeq, a predicted model, not a curated record
AUGGUUGUCGAGUUCCGAUACCGGGAAUCGAACCCGGAGCUUCGCGGCACUUCCAUCAUGAAAGCGCGAUAUAUGUUAUCAGCUCAGGGGUUCGUGGUGUGGUGUACGUCACAUCCGGGAGAGGAAGCCGCAUUGGCAAUUUAUGCGGUUUCUAGAGCAACGGCAGUGGCAGGUCGGGCCAAGAGGCAGGGGCUGCUGGCCAGUGUAUCAAUGAAACAGGCGUUCUUCCGGAUACUUUGGCUCUGGGGAUGUAGACUUGAGGUGGUUGAUCGCAGUAGGAGCUCCAAGAUGUCUCCUACAUGGGGGACCUUGGGACUCGUCGCCUCGUUUGGCGAGACCCAACAAACGACCCUUCAGGCAGGAGCAGCCACACCAGAAGAUGACACCACCAGCCACCAGCCACCAACCUUUCCAGGACUAGUGCUCCUCGACCCACAAUUACUGCCAGCCCAAGCCCAAAGGGGGACCCCGCGCCCAAUUGCCUGGCCAACCACGGUCUCGGCACAAGUAAAUAGAAGAGGUUGGCAGAGCUACCCAACGACUGCUGGUCGCAACGUACAGCUUGGAAGGGCACCACGUAUACCCAUCCUCCACAUCUACUGCGUUGGCCUGAGAGCCGCCUGUCUCGUUUCUGGGCCCGAACCUCUCUCGCUUCUCCUAGUGGUAGAUACUUGGACUUCUGUACAUCCGCACACCGACUCGUCAUCUCUCCCUCUUCCACCCUUGCUCUCCCUCGUUCUCUACCCCCGAACUUUCCCAUUCCUCUUAAUUGAUCCACCGUCCCGAAUUCCUCGCGGUGCUUCCAUCGAGCCUCUGUUUCUCCCUUCCUUUUUUCGAUCCUCGAUCCGAGAGACAACCUCAUUCCGCCGCCGCCCCCAUCGAGACCUCGAUUCCUCUCUGUCUACCUCCGGCCCGGUCAAGGACUUCCCCAUCAGGCCUUCCCUCCCCGGACGCAACUUGCAACUUGAUAGCAGCGUCUUGACGCUGAGAGCCAAAGAAGAACCCUACCGUCGCUCCGAAGCACGGAGGACGGGAGAGGGCGCCGCAAAGGACCAGCGGACCAGCUCGAGACCUCGGCCUCGAGACGAGAGGGACAUCCAAACGGGCGAGUUAUAG